Pseudocercospora fijiensis CIRAD86 is the source of this 970-nucleotide messenger RNA. RefSeq lists its product as uncharacterized. The transcript has 2 exons. NCBI's taxonomy places the organism in Eukaryota, Fungi, Ascomycota, Dothideomycetes, Mycosphaerellales, Mycosphaerellaceae. Gene Ontology annotation, biological process: DNA-templated transcription; transcription initiation at RNA polymerase III promoter. Gene Ontology annotation, cellular component: RNA polymerase III complex. The record is from RefSeq and is a predicted model, not a curated record. The coding region runs from base 1 to 675 and encodes 224 amino acids.
AUGUACACGCUGGUGACGCUGGCGGACGUGGUCCAGAUCCACCCGACUGACUUCCACAAGCCAAGCAUACGAUCCAUCGAGGACUUCAUCAACGCCAAAUAUGCCGACAAGGUCAUCCACAAGGUCGGACUCUGCGUGGGCUUCCAUUCUCUCGUCAGUGCUUCUGAAGGUCUCAUCGGCCAUGGCACAGGAAUCGUCAACGUUAAUGUAGACUUCCGCUUGAUCGUCUUCCGACCAUUCAAAGGCGAGAUUAUCCGAGCAACCAUCACGCAAUCCAAUAUGACAGGCAUCGCUUUGAGCGUCGACUUUUACGAAGAUCUGGUCGUUCCGCCGGAAACUCUCUUCGACAACACAAAAUGGGAGCAGGAUGAUAACGGGACUUGGGCGUAUGUGUGGCGAGCGGACGAUGGCGAGGGUGGCGUCAACGAGUUCUUCUUUGACAACGCCGAAAGCUGCAUGGUCCGUAUUGAGGAGGAGUCGUGGAACGACAUUUCUCCCGAUGCUUUGAGAAGUCAAAGCUACGCAUCAAAGGAAGAGGAAGAUUUGGCGUCUAAGGCACCGCCGUAUCUUGUUCGAGGCAGCAUGAUGCAUACCGGCACAGGACCUACUCUGUGGUGGAUGGGCGAAGGAGAGCAAGCUGAACAAGCGGGAGAUGUUACCAUGAAUGAAGGUUGAAGUCAAUAUGCAGGUGGAUGAUCCCAUGCCUUAAAUCUUCUCUUGAGCUUUGCUCGCUUCUUUCAAUAUGUGGAGAGAAGCACCGCACCACAGUCCACGAGGUUCUGGGACAUCGUGCGCGCUGCGGCAGAAGCCCACCGGCUCUCAGGUCUUCCAGUUCAACAGUUCAACAGUUGAAAAUGGCAUGUGGAGAACGAGGAAGAGAGAAGACGAAGGUGGAGAAUUCUGCAGCGACAGAGCCGUCUUGGCAUUGGCUGUUUACUUGACCCGCAGGCAGCAAUACCCUUCCGCUCCG